AAAAAAGAAAGGAGAGAGAGAGGUAAAAAAAUGGGACUUGUUCUGCAAAUCGAUAUUUGAAUUCAAACCUUAACCGCUCAAACGUCGCAUCAGUAGAGGAGUGGAGAAAGUAGCCGGUAGUACCAACGGAGCCCAACGGUCGACUUCUUGAGUUCCUCGCAUCGUUUCCCGCUUCAGUCUCCUCGUUAUCGACUCUCUCUCUCUCUAGGUCUCUCUGUGUCUGAAUCUUCAUCAUCGUAAGAACUAAGAAGGCAAGAAGCUGUGGUCUGGAGAUGGCAAAGUCAACAUAUGAGGAGAUGCGGCGGAAGAGAUUGGAGGAGAACAAGAAAAGGAUGGAAGACCUCAACCUCUCUAAGCUCGCUCAAACCCUGAAGAACUCCAGUCCCAAGCCCUCCCCGAUGAAGAAGCCAGGAACGCCAAGGAUGGUUCGCCAUCAAGUUGAUUUGGCUAUCGUUAGAAGGUCCAGCCGUGUGGCAAAUAAGCCUGCACCAGUGUACAAGGAAGUAACAAAUGAGUUUUUUGAGAGACCUAGAUCUAGAAUCUUCAACUAUAAGCGCAGGGAUUUGUCGAACCGAGUAUAUGCUUCAGAUGAGGCUAGGGAAUAUGCUGCACAGAAAGCGGAAGAAUUGCAGUCAAGUCUGGACCCCAAUAUUCCAAGCUUUGUCAAGCCAAUGCUUCAGUCUCAUGUCACUGGUGGAUUUUGGCUGGGUCUGCCAAACCAAUUCUGCAAAGCUAAUCUUUCAAAACGUGACGAAAGAAUCAUUUUGGAAGAUGAAAAUGAUGAGGAAUAUGAAACAUUAUUCCUUGCCCAAAAGACAGGGCUAAGUGCAGGAUGGAGAGGGUUUGCUAUUGCACAUGAAUUAGUUGAUGGGGAUGCUCUAGUUUUCCAGCUAGUCAAGCCUACAAAAUUCAAGGUAUACAUUAUAAGGGUAUAUGGUUCAGACAAAGCUGAUCGGAGCCCGGAUUCUACAAAUUAGAUAGUUGUUCGAACCGAAGUCAAUAUAGAUUGUGGAUUCUUAGGAUCAGCACAAGUGGUCAAAGCAAGGGUCAUCAAGUAAGGAAUCAGUUGGGAGUUGCCUUUGGGAAUCUAUAUAUUUUGUCUGAUGUCAUAUAAGUUAUCCAAUGGCUUAACCUGGAGGAGUGCAAUCCAUGGCUAUGGGAGCUGUUCUGUUUCUAACUUGAUAUUGGUAUACUUGUUAAAUUCUUUAAGUCUGUUAUGUUUAUAUGUGAAGGCAAAAACAUGAAAAAACAUAGCUAGUUUGAACUAUCCUGAAUUUUGUCGACUACUUCAUAUCACUUAAUCUAAUUUUCCUUCUUACCAUAGCAAGAAAA
This is a messenger RNA of Macadamia integrifolia, 1332 nucleotides long. Its product is annotated as B3 domain-containing protein At3g19184-like. The record is from RefSeq and is a predicted model, not a curated record. Gene Ontology annotation, molecular function: DNA binding. The coding region runs from base 273 to 977 and encodes 234 amino acids. Lineage: Eukaryota; Viridiplantae; Streptophyta; Magnoliopsida; Proteales; Proteaceae. The transcript is spliced from 7 exons.